Molecule: messenger RNA, 531 nt
Organism: Jaculus jaculus (lesser Egyptian jerboa)
Lineage: Eukaryota; Metazoa; Chordata; Mammalia; Rodentia; Dipodidae
Gene: Ascl3
Product: achaete-scute family bHLH transcription factor 3
Exons: 1
Coding region: 1-531 (176 amino acids)
Biological process (GO): regulation of transcription by RNA polymerase II; developmental process
Molecular function (GO): protein dimerization activity; RNA polymerase II transcription regulatory region sequence-specific DNA binding; DNA-binding transcription factor activity, RNA polymerase II-specific
Source: RefSeq, a predicted model, not a curated record
AUGAUGGACAACAGAAGCUACCCUAACACACCAGACCAACUUCCUGUCUUCUCUGAAUCUGCCCACUUGCCACUGCCCAGGUCCUUCUAUCUGGACCCGAUGGUCACUGUGCACUUGUACCCUGAGGCCCCGGUGCCAUCUCCUUACCCGGAAGACCUGCCCUUGCUACCUUUUCCCAGUGACGCCCUGAUCAUGGAAAGUUAUGGCGAACCCUGUCCCUUCCCCUUCCCGGUGCCUUAUCCACAUUACAGGAGAUGUGAGUACGCCUACGGGCCAGGCUUUAUCCGGAAAAGGAAUGAGCGAGAAAGGCAGCGCGUCAAGUGUGUCAACGAAGGCUACGCCAGGCUCCGGCAUCACCUGCCCGAGGAGUAUUUGGAGAAACGGCUCAGCAAAGUGGAAACCCUGAGAGCUGCGAUUAAGUACAUCAACUACCUCCAGUCUCUGCUGUACCCCGACGAAGGCCACACCAAGAAGAGUCCUGGGACAGCCCCCCGCUGCCGCCCCACUGACCCUAUUUUUAGAAUCGUUUGA